AUGGCCCUGGUGCCUGUCUCCUCUGCUGCAGCGCUUCCUGCAGCAGCAACAGCAGUAGCAGCAGUAACGGCAGCAGCAGCAGCAGCAGCAAGCGCCAAAGCAGCAGCAGCAGCAGCAGCUCGCGCUGCCAACAAAUCCGUUUACUGCUGCUCCCGUUCCCCAGCCUUCUCCAACACAGCAGCAGCAGCAGCAGCAACACCAGCAACACCAGCCGCAGCAGCAGCAGCAGCAGCAAGGGGCCCCCCGCCUUGCUUGCUGGAUUCUGCUGCUGUUGCUGCUGCUGCUGCUGGAUUCUGGACUCCUCCUGUGAUCUCUAGGGGGCCCCUCUACUUAUGCUUGCUAGGGCCCCCCGGGGGCCCCCUGGGGGGUCCCUGCAAAGGCUCUCAAAGGGCCGUUUUAUGGAAUACCUGGGGGUCCCCCUGGGGGGCCCCCUGGGGGCCCCCCGGGGGCCCCCCCUGCAGCAGAGAAGGGCAGCAGGAGGAAGCGCAGCAGCAAAGAAGAAGACAAAAGGAGACAGAAGAGAAAGCAGUACCGGAGCCAGCGGCGCUGCAGCAGCAGCAGCAGCAGCAGCAGGAGGCGCUGGAGUCGCAGCUGGAGCAGCAGCUGGAGCAGCAGCUGGAGCAGCAGGUGCGGCAGCAGGUGCAGCAGCAGGCGCUGCAGCAGCAGCAGCUGCUGCUGCCGUCUGAAGAGCUGCAGCAGCAGCUGUGGAGCGCGAAAUCGAGGCCGAGCUGCAGCAGCAAAGAGCAGCAGCAGCAGCAGCAAGAGCAUGCACUCUUUGCGGCACUACAGAAUAUAUGUCUCCAGAGACUCUCUUAA
Molecule: messenger RNA, 816 nt
Organism: Eimeria tenella
Lineage: Eukaryota; Apicomplexa; Conoidasida; Eucoccidiorida; Eimeriidae
Exons: 4
Coding region: 1-816 (271 amino acids)
Source: RefSeq, a predicted model, not a curated record